Molecule: messenger RNA, 2749 nt
Organism: Danio aesculapii
Lineage: Eukaryota; Metazoa; Chordata; Actinopteri; Cypriniformes; Danionidae
Gene: strip1
Product: striatin interacting protein 1
Exons: 21
Coding region: 32-2476 (814 amino acids)
Biological process (GO): cytoskeleton organization
Cellular component (GO): cytosol
Source: RefSeq, a predicted model, not a curated record
AGGCGAGCGGGAGCAGGAAGUGGAGUGUGAGAUGGACGGUGUCGGUUUAUGUGCUAACAACAAACAGAAACAAAAUCAAAUGCUGCCGAAUAAAAUGCGAGGCGAAUUUACCAGAAACCAGAGGAAAGACUCCGAGGGUUUAUCCGAGGCUCCUGAUCUGGAGUUUGAAUAUUCAGAUGCUGAUAAAUGGACAUCUGAAUUAUCAGAGUUAUACAGUUACACAGAGGGACCAGAGUUUUUACUCAACAGAAAAUGCUUCGAAGAAGACUUCCACACUCAUUUGCCCGAUCAGAAGUGGACCGAGCUGGAUUCGGUUCAGCGCAGAGCUCAUGCCAUGCGUCUGCUGGACGGACUGGAAGUGAUCGGGAGAGAACGCCGCUUAAAAGUAGCCCGAGCCAUCCUGUACAUGGCUCAAGGAACAUUCGGCGAGUGUUCUUCAGAACUGGAGGUUCAGCAUUGGAUGAGGUAUAACGUCUUCCUGUUGCUGGACGUGGGAGCAUUUACUGCGCUGGUGGAGCUCCUCAACAUGGAGAUCGAUAACAGUGCAGCGUGCAGCAGUGCCGUCAGGAAACCUGCCAUUUCAUUGGCUGACAGCACCGACCUCAGGGUGUUGCUAAACAUCAUGUAUUUGAUGGUGGAAACCAUCCAGCGUGAAGAACCCACAGACAGCCCAGAGUGGAGGACCAUCAGAGAAACGUUCAAGUCUGAACUUGGUUCUCCUCUCUAUAACCAUGAGCCGGUCUCUGUUAUGCUGUUCGGGAUGGUGACCAAGUUCUGCAGUGGCCACGCACCUCAUUUCCCCAUGAAGAAGGUCUUACUGCUGCUCUGGAAGACCAUCCUGUUCACUCUGGGAGGGUUCGAGCAGUUGCAGUCCUGUAAGAUCUCUAGACGGGCAGCUCUGGGUCUCCCUCCUCUGCCGGAGGACAGCAUUCGGGUGGUGCGGAGCAUGAGGGCCGCGUCUCCACCCGCGUCUGCCUCUGACCUCAUCGAACAACAACAGAGACGUGCCAGGAGAGAACACAAGGCUCUCAUAAAGCAAGACAAUCUGGACACAUUUAAUGAGAAGGAUCCAUAUAAGGCGGAUGAUUCUCAUGAAGACGAGGAGGAAAACGAUGAUAAUGACAACUCUCUGGAGGCGGAGCCUUUCCCUCUGGAGCGUGAUGAGGUCAUGCCUCCGCCCAUCCCUCAUCCGCCUACAGAGAGAGUGUGUUUCCCUAAAGGCCUGCCCUGGGCUCCUAAAGUCAGGGAGAAAGACAUCGAGAGCUUCCUGGAGUCCAGCAGGAGUAAAUUCAUCGGUUACACGCUGGGGAAUGAUACAGAUACUGUGGUCGGUUUACCCAGGCCCAUACACGAAAGCAUCAAGACUCUCAAACAGCACAAGUACGUGUCCAUCGCUGAGGUCCAGAUUGCUAAAGAAGAGGAGUUUCAGAAGACGCCUCUGUCUGGCGGUGAGGAGGAGCUGGAGCUGUGCGCCACAGAGCUUCUCUAUCAGGGCAUUUUACCCAGUUUACCACAGUACAUGAUCGCUCUCCUCAAGAUCUUGUUAGCUGCAGCUCCUACAUCCAAAGCCAAGACUGACUCCAUCAACAUCCUGGCUGAUGUUCUGCCUGAGGAAAUGCCCACUACGGUUCUUCAGAGUAUGAAGUUGGGUGUAGAUGUGAAUCGCCAUAAAGAAAUCAUCGUCAAAGCCAUUUCAGCCAUUCUGCUGCUGCUGCUGAAACACUUCAAACUCAACCACGUCUAUCAGUUUGAGUACAUGGCACAGCAUCUGGUGUUUGCCAACUGUAUCCCACUGAUCCUGAAGUUCUUCAACCAGAACAUCAUGUCCUACAUCACUGCUAAAAACAGUAUCUCAGCUCUGGAUUUCCCUCAUUGUGUCAUUCAUGAGCUUCCAGAACUCACAGCGGAGAGUCUGGAAGCUGGUGAUAAUAAUCAGUUCUGCUGGAGGAAUUUGUUCUCCUGUAUUAAUCUCUUGCGCAUCCUGAACAAACUCACCAAAUGGAAGCACUCCAGGACCAUGAUGUUGGUGGUGUUCAAAUCGGCUCCCAUCCUGAAGAGGGCGCUGAAGGUCAAGCAGGCCAUGAUGCAGCUCUAUGUGCUCAAGCUGCUCAAAGUGCAGACCAAGUAUCUGGGCCGCCAGUGGAGGAAGAGCAACAUGAAAACCAUGUCAGCCAUUUACCAGAAAGUGCGUCACCGACUCAAUGAUGACUGGGCUUAUGGAAACGCAGAUCUGGAUGCUCGGCCAUGGGAUUUCCAGGCAGAAGAAUGUGCCCUGCGAGCAAACAUUGAGCGCUUCAACAGCCGCCGCUACGACAAGAACCAGAGCAACCCAGAGUUCCUCCCGGUGGACAAUUGUCUGCAGAGUGUUCUGGGACAGAGGAUUGAUCUUCCUGAAGACUUCCAGAUGAACUAUGACCUCUGGCUGGAGCGCGAGGUCUUUUCCAAACCCAUUUCCUGGGAGGAGCUUCUUCAGUGAAAAUAACCUUCACUACAUCAACAACACUACGCUUGCUAGAGUCCAGAACCGGGGACCAGUUGCUGACUCUGUAAAAUAACAGCACAUCUGUAUUAAACCUGCAGCUCUUUUUUUAGGUUUAUUGUUAUUAUUUUUGCUGCUUUUGAAUAUGAUCUGUACCUGAAUAUUAAACCUGAUGUUAUUGUGAAAGACUGUAAUUAUCCUGUAUGAGUGUUUUGAUGUGUUUUUCAUUGUAUGGCUUCACAUAGAAGUAUUAAAUGCAAUACAAUCUUA